Molecule: messenger RNA, 1764 nt
Organism: Trichomonas vaginalis G3
Lineage: Eukaryota; Parabasalia; Trichomonadida; Trichomonadidae
Exons: 1
Coding region: 1-1764 (587 amino acids)
Source: RefSeq, a predicted model, not a curated record
AUGGAUUUAGUUAAUUUUAUUACCACUGCUUUCACAGAGAAAUCGAAAGAAAUCGAAGAAACUCAAAGAAAGAUAGCGGAAGUCACAAACGACUACAAUAAUAAUAUUAAACUAGUUCAGCAAAGAGAUGAUAUAAUUCGCCAACUAAAAGCAACUCUUGCUCAAACAGAAAAACACAAUAAAACUGUUAGUCAAAGCAUAAAUAAGACAGAAAAACAAUCGAAACAAUAUGAAAUCCGUGCAAAACAACUAGAACAAAGAAUUCAAGAAUUAAUGAAAGAAGUUGAAGAAAAAUCAAACAUUCUUACAGAGCGACAACAUCAACUUAGUCAAGCACAAGACGAAUACUCACAAAAAAGGCAAAUGCGCGAUUUAGAAAACCAUAAACGACUUACUGAAUAUGAAAAUCAGAAGCAAACUAUAUCAUCGAACUACCAAGCUGCUCAAAAUAAAAUACUUGAACUCCAAUCAUUUGCGAGGAAGAUGAGAAACACAGCAGCAAUCGAAAUUGACAAAAAAGCAUCACAACAUUCUCUGAAUUGCGAAAGACAAAGAAAUAUGAACCUUAAAAUACUUAAAGUAAACGAAGAGCUUUCCGAUACAUAUGCAAAAAAAGUCCAAGAAGCAGAAUCAUCCAUUAGAAAUUCAUAUAACGAACUUCAAGUAAUUCGUGACGAGUUACAAAGAUCAGAACAAGAGAAGGUAGAUGCUUACGAAAAUAACAUUCAAUAUCUUAAAACUCAUCUUACUGAACUUAGUAAUCAAAAUACAAUUUUAACCGAAAAACUUCAACAGAUAACGCAACAAAGAGAAGCACGAGAAAGCAUUAUAGAAGAUUUAAGAGUUCAGUACUCAAAUUUUGAUGGUGCUCUCAGUGAACAAGAGAAAAAUACAAGAUUGAAAAUAAAAAAGAAAGCGCGAAUUAUAAAAGAAGGAAAAGAACAGAAUAUACUAAUGCAAAAGCAAGAAGAGAGUCUCAAACUUGAAAUCCAAAGUUUAAAAGAAAAAAUUUUCUCAACACAAGCUGAAUCACAAAGAAUACAAGAAAAGAUAUCAAAAAUGAUGACUGAAUGCCAAGAAAAACGAGCAGAAGCUAAAAAGAUAACAGAAAACCAAGUUAAAAAAAGAGAUGAUUUGAUUUCUGUAUUCCAAGAUAUAUCAAACCAAGAAUCAGCAUUAAAAGAUCGAGUAAGAAAUGCGUCACAAGAAUUAAAACGCCAAAUUAACGAACAAAAGCGAGUUUCUGAUAAAAUGAAAAAUUAUCGAAACAUGAUUCAUACAUUACAAGGGGAAAUUGUUCGUCUAAGAACUUUAAUUAAGCCAUCAAUCUCAUCAUUUGCUGUUAAACCAGGCGAAGGAUCAUCUGAAGUUACAAAUGAAAAGAAUCCAGUGGUUUCUGAAGAAAAGAAACCAAUAGUAGUAACAGAGGAAGACACAUACGGACUGUCUCAAAACAGAUUAGAUAUUAGUGACCUUCCUUCUCUCCAUUUUUCAGAUGAUGACGAAAAUGAUGAAAGCAAAAUAAUUGAACAACAAAUAGACGAAAUGAGAGUCCAAGUAAUGGACAUGAAGAAGAUAGUAGAUGAAAAAAUGGAAGAUUUGGAAACGAAGCGUAAGGAUGUUGAAGAAUUAAAGAAUUCGGAAGAACUAGUAAAUCUUAAACAAAAGAAUGAAGAAUUAAAACAAAAAAUGGAUAAUUUUAAUCAGAUGAAAGAUGAUAUAGAAAAAAUCAAUAAAAGCCGCAAAUCGGCUUUCAAUAAAUAA